AUGCCAACCACUACAUUACCAACCGCUAGAUCCCAACAAUCUGGAACUAAACCAACAAACAACAAUUCAGUUAAUCCUUCUAUAAAAAGAACUAUAUGGCGACCUUUCGUGUCUGCUAUAUCAAAAAAAUCUGUGGAUGCUGCUUCAAAAACAAAUCAUAAAUCUGAUACUUCUAAUACCAACCAUCAUUUAAAUAAUAAUGAAAAGACAAAACGUCAAUUUCAUGAUUCAAAAUUAGACCUUUCUAAACCUGGAAAAAAUCUUUCUUCCAAUAAAGUUGUUUGUUCGAGGUCAAACUCUUGUUCUAGUAUAUCGUCUUGUAACUCCUGUGCUACUAAUAAUACCGAUAAUACUUCUCCUUCGUCAACCUCAAAUUCUCUCCGGUCCCUGGAAAUGAUGAUUGAUGAUGAUAAUAACAAUCCUGAAAUUUGGGUGGAAGAAAUAACCGAAAAAAGCUUUGCUACCAUUUCAAAUAAGUCUCCUCAACUUGAUAACCUUAUGAAUAAUGUUGUUGAUUCAAAUUCAUCUAGGUUAAAUGAUAAUAGUCAGUGUGAGACUUUACCACAACCUUGUACUCGUAAAUCAUCAGCAAUUAAAAAUAUACAACGUAGGAUAAGCAAGAAAAAAGAUUCCGAAAAAAGUCAAGAUAACGUUUCUACUACCAACAAUUGCAACAAACUUAUGAUUCGAACUUUAAGCCUUUUAAAAUAUGAAAUCGAUGAAAAAAAAAUUAAAGAUUCUCCAAAAAGCUCUUCUGGUCGAUGUUCUCGGUCAAAAUCAUUUAAUGAAUUAAUAUAUAAAGAAGUUGGUGAAGAUUCUAUUAAAGAUUCAUCAAAGAAAUUUAAUUUUCGUAAAAAACGUGGUUCAGUGGAUUCUAGGCCUGUAUCUUCCCCUCCUGAUUCAUCUUUAAAGAGAAUCAUAGACACUUCAAGUUCUGAUUUCAAUAAUAUUACUUUUGUAACCGAUACAAGUGAUAUUACGAUAUGUGAAUCUCCUAUCACUACUGAUUCUCCAUCGAUUCCUAUUUCACAACAUAAAAGGUGCUCUUCAAAUAAUGAUUUAAAUGUUAAUAGUGAUAUUAGACGUAGUUGGACUCAUAUAGAAGUACAUCUUAGAGGCUUAUUAUUUUCAAGAAAGCGUGCUCUUGAUGCAAAACGUCGAAAUUCUUAUGCUUAUACUAAUUCACUAAAAACAAAUCAACAACUUGUUGCUGAAUCUGAAAUUCGUAUUCAUCUUCAUAAAAAUAGAAAUUCUAAUGUGAGUGUUGAUGAAGAUACUGUUGUAGUAAAAGAUCCACCGACUUUAGCUUUACCUGCAGAUAUAUUUGCUCUUCAAGCGGAUGCCGAAAAAGAAACUGAUGUUGCGACUAGAUCAAGUCAAAUGAGAAAAUUUAUUGCUUGUGAAAUUUAUUCAACUGAACAAAGUUAUUUAGAACAUUUAAAAAAACUUAAAAAGAUAUUUAUGGAUCCAUUCAUCGAUGCUGCUCAACAGUCUAAUCCAUUAGUUAAUCCUGAUGACAUUAAGGCAAUCUUUGCUCAUGUAGAUGAUCUUAUACAAUUGUCUACUUUAAUUGUAGAAGAUCUUGAAAGUAGUAUGGAUCCAUGGCAAGAAUCUGAAUCCAUGGUUGGCGAAGUAUUUUUAAAAUACAGCCAUUAUUUUGAAGCAUUAUUAUUAUAUGCAGAAAAUCAUCAACAAAGUAGGUCGGCAAUUAAACGUGCUAAUGAAAACGUUUUAUAUCGAAAGAUUUUACAAUCACAGAGCAAACAAGAUACAAAUCGUCUCAUCCUUUCUGAUUAUAUGAUAAUGCCAAUACAACGUGUUACGAGAUAUUGCCUCUUACUUCAAGAGCUAAAGAGAUAUACACCAGAGUUCCAUAUGGAUUAUGACGAUUUAUGUCAUUCCGUAGAUAAUAUGAAAACUCUUGCUCUUCAAUGCGAUAAAGCUAUUCAACGACCGUGA
Molecule: messenger RNA, 1959 nt
Organism: Dentiscutata heterogama
Lineage: Eukaryota; Fungi; Glomeromycota; Glomeromycetes; Diversisporales; Gigasporaceae
Source: the annotation of a GenBank genome assembly